UUUCAUUCUAACUCAAAUGGCAAAACAUCACGACGGAAGUAAAUAGAUUCACGUGGAUUCGGUGUAUAGAGUUUGGGCGUUCGUGGAACAUGUACACAGCCUCUAUAUCUGCAUCGCAUCAGUCUCGCCUGAGGCUAAGGUGAGUUUGCUUUGAUCUACCGACCGCCAUGUCUGUCCUCUCUGCUGCCGAUGUAUACGCCGAGCAGUUGUUUCGCCUGGGUCAUGGCUAUCCUCUCUGGGAUCCUGACCCACCUAGGCCUCAAGGAGAAAUACUGAUUGGGGAUGUGGGUUUUAUUGACGAGAAUGGGUCAUUCCAUCGCGCAUUCAACGCCAUCAAACCCGAGGACGAUCCUGUCAACGAAUUUGGUGUUCCGAAUGGCUACAAGCCUUUCAGCUUAGCCUCGAAGUUCUCGGAUUUCAAGAAAGUUGGGGCACUCACUCCCGGAGCGCUGUGCAGCAGGACUAUCAGGCAAACGCAAGUCGAUAUCAGUGCUUCAGCUCAUGGCGUCGGUGCUGGCCUUGAGUUCCAGUGCAUAGACGACCAAGGCGCACGCGGACGCGAGGUGGUCCUUCCCAGCAGGCGCAUGUCGAACUACAUGUCACAGAGCUUUUCAAGUUGGUACGAGUUCUUCAGGGACAGCCUCGACGUCGACGUUCCCAGAGAGUCUCUGCGCUUCAUAUGCGGUGUAUGCAAGACUGCAGACUGGGCAGUGGCGUCAUACACACAAUCGGGAAAAUCGGCACAAUUCCAAUUCAAUGCAGAUCUAGGAGCAGCUUCUGCCGCAUUUUCGGUCUCGGCUGCGGCAAGAGUCCUUGUUGCACCUGAACAGAACUGGGGACCGCGCGACGCCUCGUCCACGGGCGAUGAAAUCAACAGUGGUCUCAGGAAUAACCAGACCAUUUUCAUACACUACUACAAACUGAAGCGGCGCCUCCUCAUGUUCCCUAGUCGCUCGUCGAUCGACAGCGCGAGCGGCGCCGAAGAGGUGAACGUGAUCGAACGGGAUACCACAGGCUCCGCGUUCCAGUGUUGGGACCCCGUAGACUUCGUCUUGGACUAUAUCUUGAAGUACGAAGCAAGUGUCCAGGUUGCAGUUGCCAAUGAUCGUGAUAUAAAUAAGCUAUGCGAACAACACGGGUGUGAAAUACCGGACGACAUCCCACAGUUCCUCGAAACCGUCAAACCGCAUAUCGAAGUCACGGAAGAUGGACUCGGGAUGUUGUCCCACGAGGACAUCGCCAUCCUCGAACGCCCGAAUGCAGUAGAACAGACUGUGCCAUUUGCUGUUGCCGAUGAAUCGUCCAGCUCGAGCAUCGCUCCGGAGGGGGCGGCUACGGCAGUAGACUCUGAGCAGCCACCUCCCAGCACACAGGACUUGCCAACCGCUGCCGAGGAAACCGCUGACAAGGGCGGUCCCGCCGAUCAGAAGAAGGCGAACAUAGUCGCGGACAAUGGUACCUUCAUCGAGCUGGAUCACCAUGCCGGUGGCAUCACGUCGCUUGCAUACUCGCCUGACGGCCGCUACAUAGCCAGCGGGGCUGACGAUACCCUCGUGAUCAUCUGGGAUGCCCGUAAUGGCCACCGCUUGCACGCUUGCAGGUACCAUACAGACGCAGUCUGCUCGCUGGCCUUUUCCCCUGACAGCAGGAGGUUACUCUCCGGUGCCAGUGACGGUCUCGGGGUUAUUUGGGAUGUCGAGACAGGACAAGAGCUUAGGGUCCUGACCGGACACACGGGCACCUUGUACUCUGUUGCAUAUUCACCUGAUGGUUCGGCCGUCGCCACUGGAUCUGUCGACACCUCUGUCAGACUCUGGGAUGCUGCCACGGGGAAAGAACGUUCUUUGUCCAGAGGCCAUAGCGCAAUUGUUCUGAUUGUCGCGUUCUCGCCUGACAGCCGCCGCCUCGUUUCUGCAAGCGCAGACUACUGUAUCCGUGUUUGGAGCGUGCGAGAUGGAACGUUGCUUUCUGUCCUCGAGGGCCACCAAGGCGUCAUCUAUGCUCUGGCGUAUGCCCCCGACAGUCGUCGCCUGGUCACAGGCUCGGACGACGGCUCGGCGCGGAUCUGGAAUGCGGAGACUGGCGAAGAGCUCGUGGAUUUGCGAGUGCAUUCCGGGUCUGUGUGGGCCGCGGCAUUCUCCCCGGACGGUAAACAGUUGCUGAGCGCAGCCAGCGACGGCUCCAUUCGGAUUUGCGACUCGUACAGCGGCGACAAACUACAUGAAAUAGACGCCAGCGAUCAACUCGUGAACGCUACCGCGUUCUCCGCCGAUGGCUCGCGCAUCUGCGCAAGCUCUGCGGACAACAGCAUACGCGUGUGGGAUACGAAGACUGCAACUCAACUCACAACGCUUACUGGUCACUCCGACAAAGUCAGCUACCUGAGGUUCUCUCCGGACGCAACACGCAUUGCAUCAUCCUCCGAUGACGGCUUGUUGCGUAUAUGGGACCUCAGCCGUAUGGGCAUCGGUCACCAAGGAGCGGUUGUGGAUGUGUAGGAUUUGUGUUCGCUGGAAUCUUGAAGAUGUGUUGGUGGGAUAUUGAUGUGUAUUUUGGAAUCGGAUGUACUAUAGUACGUGCAUAUCAUGCUUUGUGUAAAUCGGAGCCAAUAACCCCGAUCCCGAUAUGUCUAUAGUAAUGGCUGAUGUCUCGUAUUACUCGACUACAUCAUGAUUGUGGCACACGAAUUGGUUGAAGCAGCUCAGGCUGCUCGGCAUGCCACUGAUAGUUCACAGCGACAGAAUGGGUGGUCAAUUGGACUGCCGCCCGUGAAACCACACAUCGU
Molecule: messenger RNA, 2785 nt
Organism: Fomitopsis serialis
Lineage: Eukaryota; Fungi; Basidiomycota; Agaricomycetes; Polyporales; Fomitopsidaceae
Product: quinon protein alcohol dehydrogenase-like superfamily
Exons: 8
Coding region: 168-2498 (776 amino acids)
Biological process (GO): mRNA splicing, via spliceosome
Cellular component (GO): U4/U6 x U5 tri-snRNP complex
Molecular function (GO): protein binding; U6 snRNA binding; U4 snRNA binding
Source: RefSeq, a predicted model, not a curated record